GACGAGCUCUCGACCUCAUUCACGCCGACGCCGAAGCCAAGCCCCGCCAUGUCGCUCCGCUCCGCCGUCGCCUCGGCAUCCCGUCCGCUCGCGCCGCGCUUCGUGCGCGCGGCCUCGACCAAGGCCAAGAAGCCCGUCAAGCCCAAGAAGGAGGAGCUCGACCCCAACUGGGUCAUGCCCGAGAUCCACCUCGGCCGCACCCACCCCUCGCGCUACGGCGACCACUACGAGAACGCGCUCGCCUCGGACAUGCUUUACAUGACGUACGACCACCGCUCGUGGGAGUCGGCCGCGAAGGCGGCGUCGGCGGCGCUCGCCAAGGCCGCUGAGCCCCGCGUCGUCACGGGAUACGAGGCGAACCGGCCCGUGCCGCCGCCCAAGGGCAACCGGCCGCCGAAGCCCAUGAACCGCGCGCUCGUGCCCGACGAGGUUGUGCAUCUCGAAGCGAUUACGGUGCACACGAUGGUCAAAGAGGCGAUUGGGGACAAGAACGCGCUCUUGAGCGCUAUCAUGGCGCUGCGCGCCAUCUCGGGCGAGACAGAGCGCGGCGGCGGCCGCACCGGCGCAAGCGGCGUCCAGGUCGUUGCGUCGCGUACAGGUGCUGCGGCGUUCAAGCUGCGCGCCGGCAUGCCCGUCGCGGCAAAGGUCGAGCUCCGCGGAGAGGCCAUGUACGACUUCCUGCAGAGCCUCGUCGACUUUGUGCUCCCCCGCAUCCGCGAGUUCCCCGGCUUCGUCCUCCCCCCUAUGAGCGCGAGCAAGUCGUCCCCGUCCUCCCUUGCCGGUGUCGUCGCCCUCGGUUUGCCUCCCGCUGCCAUGGGCCUCUUCCCCCAGAUUGCGGCCAACAUUGACGCAUACCCCAAACUCCACGGUUUCCACAUGUACUUCAAGACGAAUGCGCGUGGACGUGAUGCGCAGGAGCAUGCGCGCGCGCUGCUCACGGGGUUCAGGAUACCAUUCCACAGGAAGUCGUAGACAUAUGCAUUACUCACGGGUCUGA
This is a messenger RNA of Cutaneotrichosporon oleaginosum, 997 nucleotides long. RefSeq names its product mitochondrial 54S ribosomal protein uL5m. NCBI's taxonomy places the organism in Eukaryota, Fungi, Basidiomycota, Tremellomycetes, Trichosporonales, Trichosporonaceae. Gene Ontology annotation, molecular function: structural constituent of ribosome; RNA binding. The record is from RefSeq and is a predicted model, not a curated record. Gene Ontology annotation, cellular component: cytosolic large ribosomal subunit; ribosome. Gene Ontology annotation, biological process: translation.